Neoarthrinium moseri is the source of this 519-nucleotide messenger RNA. RefSeq lists its product as uncharacterized. NCBI's taxonomy places the organism in Eukaryota, Fungi, Ascomycota, Sordariomycetes, Amphisphaeriales, Apiosporaceae. Bases 1 to 519 code for a protein of 172 amino acids. The record is from RefSeq and is a predicted model, not a curated record. The transcript is spliced from 2 exons.
AUGGGUUCCCUCUACAAACAAUCUGUCCCCUUGUUCGUCAAGUAUCUGAAUAACCUAUCGGCCUUGGUCCAGAAGGGGCAAGUCUUCGCAGACGAGAAAUCUCUCAAGCAUGACGACAUUAUCAGCUACCGCUUGAUAUCAGACAUGCGAGGGCUAGCGUACCAGGUGCAAUCCUGCUGUAACACCACUGUCUGGUUCGUUGACCGAGUCGGUGGCCUCGAGCACGUCGCCAUCGAGGACAACGAGACGACAUUUGAGCAGUUGCAAGCCCGCCUCGAAAGGACUAUCGCGUACUUGAACAAGGUGGACGCCAAGGUCAUCGAUGAUAAGGCCAACUCGUCUGUCUUGAUGGAGACCAAAAUGGGCAACUUCCGUUGGGACGACGCGCAGGCAUAUCUGUCCGAAUUUGUUAUCCCUAAUUUCCACUUCCAUCUGUCAACCGCAUACUGUCUCCUGAGGACUCAGGGUGUGCCAGUUGACGCCAUUGAUUACCUGAAGGGUGCACUCCACAAGGUUUGA